Messenger RNA from Cavia porcellus (domestic guinea pig), 3335 nucleotides. It is a transcript of the gene Hook2, whose product is annotated as hook microtubule tethering protein 2. Gene Ontology annotation, cellular component: cytoplasm; centrosome. Gene Ontology annotation, biological process: cytoplasmic microtubule organization; cytoskeleton-dependent intracellular transport. The record is from RefSeq and is a predicted model, not a curated record. Gene Ontology annotation, molecular function: microtubule binding; dynein light intermediate chain binding. Lineage: Eukaryota; Metazoa; Chordata; Mammalia; Rodentia; Caviidae. The transcript is spliced from 22 exons. The coding region runs from base 947 to 3070 and encodes 707 amino acids.
GGGUGGAAAAUGGGGGACCUGGGAUCAGAUGUUUUCACAGCCGCUGGGAAGGCAGCCCAGUCUACCAGGAGCCUUUGGUUUCUUCGUCGGCAAAACCAGGAGUUAAAACCGCAUUUGCCAUCGAGAUUGUAGGGGCGCACGCACUCAACUGUAUGUGUAUUUAAAUCGGCAAUGUCACUGUUUAUUAUUUUCUUUUUUCUUUUGUACUGGAAAUCGGACCCACGACCUCGCAUCUGCCUGGCGGGCGCUUACACAGCUGAGCUAAAUCUUCAGCUGGUUGUUUUUUUGAGAUAGGCUCUUGCUGUGUAGCCCAGACUGACCCUGAACUCGCGGGGAUCCUCAAGCCUCAGCCUCGCGAGUGUGGGAUUACAGGCGCGCGUCACCACGCCUGACGCAAUGCUGUUGUGAACCUCGAUCGUCACGCCUUCCUUUGAGGCCCCUCUGUAGCCACCUCAGGGACUGGGGGUGAGGUGCCCUCUAGCCAGCGGGUCUGCACGCCCCCUGGUGGGUCGCGGGCGGCAGGAGCUUCUGACGCCUGGAAGGGCGUAGGAGCAGCUCGGGGUGGGACAGAUGCAUGCUGGCGAGGCCUGAGCGACCGUUGCCUAGCUCCACUGGUCCACCUCCGUGUGCGCUGCCCUACUCUGGGAGGGAGAGAACUCCGAGUCGUCCGCACCUAGAUGCCUUCGGGAAUCUCCCACUCCUGAGUCCACGCACAGAUCCCGGCUUCGAUCGCGAGGCAGUUAAAUGUCUCCCACUUGCAGGGCGAGGACGUGAAGGCGCCUGCCUGCGCGGCAGGGCGGGCGACGCCUCGGAAGGACAGUAAACACCUCUCAAACUCCAAAGAGCCGCGGAGCCCAGAGGGCCACCCGCGGAAGAGCCUGUCCUGUGGCGGGGGCAGAGUGACCCCUAGCGACGGCGCGGGCACCCGGCCGUGCCCCGACCCAAGAUGGCGCGGCUGGAGUUGCAGACCUUCCAGGUUCCGCCCCAUUGCACCAGUCUCCAGGACCUGAGCAGCGGCCUUGCCAUAGCCCAAGUGUUGAACCAAAUAGACCCUUCCUGGUUUAACGAAGCUUGGCUCCAGGGCAUCUCAGAAGAUCCAGGUCCCGACUGGAAGCUGAAGGUUGGCAAUUUGGAGAAGAUCCUGCAGAGCUUGCUGGAGUACUUGCAGGACGUUCUGGGCCAUCCUCUGUCAGAACAGCACCUCCCGAAUGUGAGCCUGCUCGGCCAGUUCUCAGACCCCUCAGAGCUCGGCAAGCUGCUACAGUUGGUGCUGGGCUGUGCGAUCAGUUGCGAGAAAAAGCAGGAGCAUAUCGAGAGGAUCAUGACGCUGGAGGAGUCAGUUCAGCAUGUAGUGAUGGAAGCCAUCCAAGAGCUCAUGACCAAAGACACCCCUGACUCCCUGUCAACAGAGACAUAUGGCAACUUUGACACACAGUCUCGCAGGUACUACUUCCUGAGUGAGGAGGCCGAGGCGGGGGACGAGCUGCAGCAGCACUGUCUGGACCUGGAGCGGCAGUUGGUGCUCCUGUCUGAGGAGAAGCAAAGCCUGGCACAGGAGAAUGCGGCGCUGCGGGAACGAGCUGGCCGGCCCGAGGUGGAAGGCACCCCAGGCCUCACAGCCAAGAAGCUGCUGUUGCUGCAGUCCCAGUUGGAACAGCUGCAGGAGGAGAACUUCAGGUUGGAGAACAGCCGGGAGGAUGAGCGGCUGCGCUGCACAGAGCUGGAGCGCGAGGUGGUUGAGCUGCAGCAACGGAACCAGGCACUGACCAGCCUGGCCCAGGAGGCACAGGCCUUGAAGGAUGAGAUGGAUGAGCUGCGACAGUCCUCCGAGCGCGCAGGGCAGCUGGAAGCGACCCUGAACAGCUGUCGGCGCCGCCUGGGGGAGCUGAGGGAGUUGCGGCGACAGGUGCGGCAGCUGGAGGAGCGCAACGCCGGGCACGCAGAGCGCACGCAACAGCUGGAGGACGAGCUGCGCAGGGCCGGCUCUCUGCGAGUCCAGCUGGAGGCGCAGCGGAGGCAGGUUCAGGAACUGCAGAGCCAACGGCAAGAGGAGGCCAUGAAGGCCGAGAAAUGGCUGUUUGAGUGCCGCAACCUGGAGGAAAAGUACGAGUCGGUGACAAAGGAGAAGGAGCGGCUGCUGGCCGAGCGGGAUUCUCUGCGGGAGGCCAAUGAAGAGCUGCGCUGCGCCCAGCUGCAGCCGCGCGGGCUGACUCAGGCGGACCCCUCACCGGAUGCCACCCCGCCGGGCCUGGAAAACUUAGCCGCGGAGAUCCUCCCUGCAGAGCUCAGGGAGACGCUCCUGCGGCUCCAGCUGGAGAACAAGCGGCUGUGCCAGCAGGAGGCGGCAGACCGAGAGCGACAGGCAGAGCUGCAGCGCCACCUGGAGGAGUCCAACCGCGCGCGCCACGCGCUCGAGACGGAGCAGAGGCUGAACCAGCAGCAGCUGUCGGAGCUGCGAGCCCAGGUGGAGGACCUGCAGAGGGCCGCGCAGGAGCAGGGAGGCCAGAGCGAGGACCCCGCCCUGCUGAAGAAGAAGCUGGAGGAGCAUCUGCAGAAGCUGCGUGAGGCGGACCUGGAGCUACAGCGAAAGCGGGAGUACAUCGAGGGGCUGGAGCCCGCCUCGGACAGCAGCACGGCACGGCGCAUCGAAGAGCUGCAGGAGAGCCUGCAGAAGAAGGACGCAGACCUACGGGCCAUGGAGGAGCGCUACCGCCGCUACGUGGACCGGGCACGCACGGUCAUACAGACCCUGGAGCCCAAGCAGCAGCCACCUAUAGGGGCACCCCCGGAACUCCAUGCUCUGAGGACGCAGCUCCGGGAGCAGGACGUCCGCAUCCGACACCUGGAAAUGGACUAUGAGACCAGCCGCAGUCAGCGGGAACAGGAGGAGAAGCUGCUCAUCAGUGCCUGGUAUAAUAUGGGUGUGGCCCUGCAGCAGCGAGCUGGUGACACUCGGCCCCCUGCACAUGCCCAGUCCUUCCUGGCACAGCAGCGGCUGGCCACUAAUACCCGCCGCAGACCCCUGGGACGCCUGGCCUCUCUGAACCUUCGCCCCACUGAGAAGCGCUGACCUCCUUGGCCCUGCUGCCCUCUGCCCACCCAGCAGGACGAAGCUUCAGGCCUCAGCCAGCGGGGUGGCAGGCUUGUAGCUGUGAUCCCUGCUCUUUGCUCCCCCAGACUGGGGACCCAGGAAGGGCAAGUCGCAGAGAGAGACCUGCUGGGUUUUUUUUAAGCAAUGUGAUUCUUCUCCUUGAUUCUGUUCCUGGAGAUAAUGUGCCGUCUACUCAGAGUCUGAUUUUAUAUUUGAGAAAUGAAUAAUACAGAUUUUAAAUCUA